Molecule: messenger RNA, 768 nt
Organism: Diuraphis noxia (Russian wheat aphid)
Lineage: Eukaryota; Metazoa; Arthropoda; Insecta; Hemiptera; Aphididae
Source: RefSeq, a predicted model, not a curated record
AUGGUGUUUUUACCCAACGCCAAUAUUUACACUGAUACAUUUUAUAAAAUCACAUAUUUGCAGAUAGAGAAACGGACUGACAAUCUAGAAACUGCGAUGAAGUUCUCAACAAUUUCACCUAUUGAUCCAUUACCAACGAAAUGUUGUUAUGACUUUAUAUCCUCUGCUCUUUGGAAUGAAUUACACCAACAACGACCCGGCACUAAAUAUUUAAAUAUACUGUCAUAUCAGUAUCCUCAAUAUUUUUUACCAAAAUAUUUGACGGUGUUAAUGCACCAAAAGAAAAAAAUAUUGAACAGUAUCUCUGGUAAAUAUUGUAAGAUAUUAGAUGAAAUGUUCGAUGAUCUUGGAGCUUCUAUUAUGUCAAACAUGAUAAAGUACAAAGAGGCACAUUGGGAAUGGCAUGCGGCCCAAGAAGUUAUCGAUGCUUAUAACAAAGAAAAGACUUUUAAAGAUAGUUUGUGUGCGGUUGAAAAUUCUGCUGAUGAAUCGUCAGAAUCAUUCAUAACAGUUAUUUUAAACGAGAUAAACAUGUCACAACAAAAAUUAAAAUCAACAACGAAAAAGAAUAAUCAAUUAGCAGAACAAUUAGCCGAACAGAGAAAUGAAAUAUUGGAAAAGGAACGAACGUACAGUCGAGUGCUAGUUCAAAUCGAAGAACAAAUAGAUAGAUUGAAAAAACAAAUCAACAUCGAAAAACGCGAUAUAAUGACUAGAGAAAAUACUAUUAAAGAGCUUCAGAAAAAACGUGAAGAACUGUUAAAAUAA